Molecule: messenger RNA, 2319 nt
Organism: Microcebus murinus (gray mouse lemur)
Lineage: Eukaryota; Metazoa; Chordata; Mammalia; Primates; Cheirogaleidae
Source: RefSeq, a predicted model, not a curated record
UGGGUACUUUCCAUUUGCUAGAUGGGGGAGGCAAGUGGAACGCAGUGUACAUUUUUUGGAUCUCCAUCCUCAAACAAGAGUUAGGUUAUGAGUAGUUCCCUGGAUAAUUGAGAGCAUUAUCCACCAAGUUCAAGAUUAAGAACAUCUGGCAUAAACAGUUAAAGCAAGAAGUGACUUCUCGUAUCUUCCCCCGGCCCCUGGGACAUGGGUGGUCUAGUCCAUUCCACAGACUUUCGCUCCCUAGCAGCGGGUCGGAGAUCGAAGGAUUGGGCCAAUUGCGGCUGAAACGUCUUUGGAAGGAGAAAGGGGGUGAGGGAGCAUCCCUUUGAGUUCCGCCUCUUCUUUUGGAGGCGGUGGUGGGGAAGGGAGACAUACGAAAUACUGCCCUCUUAAGCCCGCGGAUCGUACAACUCGCAGCAAACUGCCGGGAGGGCGGCGGGAAAAGGGCAAGACGGGAGCAGGGAAAGGGAAGGAGCCAGGAAGCCGCGCGGAAGGGCGCGCGUGCGCGCCCCUUUUUCAGCAGUGUGGCGGGGUCGCACGCACGCCCGCCUCGGCGGCUGGGCGCAAUUUGCGACAGUGGGGGGAGCGGCGGAGGUGGCGGCGGCAGCGGCAACUUUGCGGCAAGCUCUGGCCGGGCUUGCUUGACGGCGGUGUGGCGGAGGCCCCGCCCGAGGCGGCAGGAACCUGGAGGGAGGCGGAGGAAUAUGUCCGAGAGGGAAGUGUCGACAGCGCCGGCGGGAACAGACAUGCCUGCAGCCAAGAAGCAGAAGCUGAGCAGCGACGAGAACAGCAACCCGGACCUCUCUGGAGACGAGAAUGAUGAUGCUGUCAGUAUAGAAAGUGGUACAAACACUGAACGCCCUGAUACACCUACAAACACGCCAAAUGCACCUGGAAGGAAAAGUUGGGGAAAGGGAAAAUGGAAGUCAAAGAAAUGCAAAUAUUCUUUCAAAUGUGUAAAUAGUCUCAAGGAAGAUCAUAACCAACCAUUGUUUGGAGUUCAGUUUAACUGGCACAGUAAAGAAGGAGAUCCAUUAGUAUUUGCAACUGUUGGAAGCAACAGAGUUACCUUAUAUGAAUGUCAUUCACAAGGUGAAAUCCGGUUGUUGCAAUCUUAUGUGGAUGCUGAUGCUGAUGAAAACUUUUACACUUGUGCUUGGACCUAUGAUAGCAAUACAAGCCAUCCUCUGCUGGCUGUAGCUGGAUCCAGAGGCAUAAUUAGGAUAAUUAAUCCUAUAACAAUGCAGUGUAUAAAGCACUAUGUUGGCCAUGGAAAUGCUAUCAAUGAGCUGAAAUUCCACCCAAGAGAUCCAAAUCUUCUCCUGUCAGUAAGUAAAGAUCAUGCUUUACGAUUAUGGAAUAUCCAAACGGACACUCUGGUGGCAAUAUUUGGAGGCGUAGAAGGGCACAGAGAUGAAGUUCUAAGUGCUGAUUAUGAUCUUUUGGGUGAAAAAAUAAUGUCUUGUGGUAUGGAUCACUCUCUUAAACUUUGGAGGAUCAAUUCAAAGAGAAUGAUGAAUGCAAUUAAGGAAUCUUAUGAUUAUAACCCAAAUAAAACUAACAAGCCAUUUAUUUCUCAGAAAAUCCAUUUUCCUGAUUUUUCUACCAGAGACAUACAUAGGAAUUAUGUUGAUUGUGUGCGAUGGUUAGGCGAUUUGAUACUUUCUAAGAGUGGCCGUGCCAUUUUACAUUCUCACCAGCAAUGUAUGAGAGAUCCAGUUUCUCCGAAUCUUCGCCAGCAUUUGUCUUGUGAAAAUGCCAUUGUGUGCUGGAAACCAGGCAAAAUGGAAGAUGAUAUAGAUAAAAUUAAACCCAGUGAGUCUAAUGUGACUAUUCUUGGGAGAUUUGAUUAUAGCCAGUGUGACAUUUGGUACAUGAGGUUUUCUAUGGAUUUCUGGCAAAAGAUGCUUGCACUGGGCAAUCAGGUUGGCAAACUUUAUGUUUGGGAUUUAGAAGUAGAAGAUCCUCAUAAAGCCAAAUGUACAACACUGACCCAUCAUAAAUGUGGUGCUGCUAUUCGACAAACCAGUUUUAGCAGGGAUAGCAGCAUUCUCAUAGCUGUCUGUGAUGAUGCCAGUAUUUGGCGCUGGGAUCGACUUCGAUAAAAUACUUUUGCAUAAUCAAAGUUAGUGUGUGUUGUCUGUGUAAAAUAGAAUUAAUGUAUCAUGCUAGUAAGGGCACAUAGAGCAUUUUAGAGUUGUCUUUCAGCAUUCAAUCAGGCUGAGCUGAAUGUAGUGAUGUUUACAUUGUUUACAUUCUUUGUACUGUCUUCCUGCUCAGACUCUACUGCUUUUAAUAAAAAUUUAUUUUUUUAAAGUU